Molecule: messenger RNA, 663 nt
Organism: Leptosia nina
Lineage: Eukaryota; Metazoa; Arthropoda; Insecta; Lepidoptera; Pieridae
Source: the annotation of a GenBank genome assembly
AUGGAACCGAAUCCCGUAAUUAUUGCUGCUACAGCAAAACAAACUGCCUCUCUUAUCUUCUUACAUGGCUUGGGUGAUACCGGUCACGGUUGGGCAAGCACAAUAGCUGCUAUCAGAGGUCCUCACGUAAAAGUAAUAUGUCCAACUGCCUCUACUAUGCCAGUGACACUUAAUGGAGGUUUCCGAAUGCCCUCCUGGUUUGAUUUAAGAACCUUAGAUGCAACUGCUCCAGAGGAUGAAGAAGGGAUAGUAAAUGCAACAACUCUUAUCCAUCGACUUAUAUCUGAUGAAGUAAAAUCUGGUAUACCUGCAGCAAGAAUAUUGUUGGGUGGCUUUUCCCAAGGAGGAGCACUCGCUCUCCAUGCUGCAUUGACAUAUCCGGAACCUCUGGCUGGUGUUAUGUCUUUGUCAUGUUGGUUACCAAGACAUGCUCAUUUUCCUGAAAGUGUUAAGGCUCCAAAGGAAAUGCCAAUCUUUCAAGCUCACGGCGACUGUGACCCUGUGGUGCCGUGUAAAUGGGGGCAGAUGACUGCGUCCUUUUUGAAAACGUUUAUGAAAAAUAUUGAAUUCAACACGUACCAAGGAUUGUCUCAUAGUUCUUCAGAUGCAGAACUUAAAGAUAUGAAAGCAUUUAUAGAGAAAACAUUACCUUCAGUGAAAUAA